Rubroshorea leprosula is the source of this 758-nucleotide messenger RNA. The record is from the annotation of a GenBank genome assembly. Lineage: Eukaryota; Viridiplantae; Streptophyta; Magnoliopsida; Malvales; Dipterocarpaceae.
ACCGCAAUUGCGGCUGCGCGCUUCACAACAGAUCUCGCGGAGGGAACUGUCCUCACGCAUCUCCCAAAUCCACCAACGUAUCGUAUCCCAUAAGAAGGUCGAAGAGUGAGGGGUGGCUCGCCAUGACAGUUGCUUGCCGUUCUAAUACCUCACCGUCGCCGAUGGCUGCAGGGAGACCCCAUCUCGGAUUCAGUAUCGGAGAUCAGGAAGAAUCGUCUCACCAUUGGAUUUGACGAACUAAAUAAACCAGGUUGGAGACUUUGAUAAGAUCGACGCCGGUGAACGGGCGGACACAGCCGCUUCUAUUCAUGGACGACAGUACUAAGUCAUCGAUAUCGUCGUUGAGGGUGACAAAAGGGAGGAGGUUUGCACAGGUGGUGGGUGCGGGGACGGCAGAGUGCGCGGCAUGUUUUCUAUUGUUGUUCGUGCACGGUGAUGGAGCUACUGGUGCUAGGGUUCUACAAGGUACCCACGAGGUUGUGCAAGAAGGCGUGGAAGAAGAGGAAACGUCGACAAAUCUUGAAGAUGAAGAAGCAGGGGAUGAUGGGGGGAGGAAAUUGGAAGGAACUGGAUGCGAAGGCAGAUCAGGUGGCGGCAAAGAGCCAGGUUGGCAUUUCAGAGGUGCUGGCAAGGAGUGAUGGGGGGAGGAAACCCAGAUCUAGGUUUGCAGAGGUAAGGGAAAAGAAAAAGUAAAGGAGAGAGAGUGAAAGAGGAAGACGAGAUGAUGUUGAUGAAAAAAAUAUAUCAUUAUUUUUAAA